AGAGAUGGGUUCUUCUAUUCUUCCAUUAUCAGCAUUUGUGAGAAUUUUUCUACUCUCAUUGAUCUCUUUGUUGCUUGUUUUGGAGCUCUUCUUUGUUGGAGUUCAUGCAAGCAUAACUAGGAAUUACAAAUUUGAUAUCAAGUUGCAGAAUGUAACAAGACUUUGUCAUACAAAGAGCAUUGUGACUGUGAAUGGACAAUUCCCUGGGCCUCGGAUUGUGGCAAGAGAGGGUGACCAGCUGCUUAUUAGGGUUGUUAACCAUGUUCAAAACAAUAUAACUAUCCAUUGGCAUGGAAUUCGACAGCUUCGAAGUGCAUGGGCAGAUGGGCCAGGAUAUGUGACUCAAUGUCCCAUACAAACAGGGCAGUCUUAUGUAUACAAUUUCACCAUUAUUGGACAAAGAGGGACUCUCUUUUGGCAUGCCCAUGUCUCAUGGUUAAGGUCAACAGUUUAUGGACCUCUUAUCAUUCUCCCCAAACACAAUGUCCCUUACCCAUUUACCAAACCAUACAAGGAAGUGCCACUCAUCUUUGGGGAGUGGUGGAAUGUGGACACUGAGGCAGUGAUCAAUCAGGCAAUGCAGACUGGAGGUGGACCCAAUGUAUCAGAUGCUUACACUAUCAAUGGACUCCCUGGACUCUCCUACAACUGCUCCACUAAAGAUACAUUCAAAUUGAAGGUGAAGCCUAGCAAGACAUAUCUCCUACGUUUGAUCAAUGCAGGACUCAAUGAAGAGCUAUUUUUUAGCAUAGCAAAUCACAAUCUCACAGUUGUUGAAGCUGAUGCAGUUUACCUAAAACCUUUUGAAACUGAAACUAUUCUCAUUGCUCCUGGACAAACCACAAAUGUUCUACUCAAAACCAAACCUAAUUACCCAAAUGCAACAUUCUUUAUGGCUGCUAGACCUUAUGUUACAGGAGUUGGUACAUUUGAUAACUCCACCACUAUAGGGUUACUUGAGUAUGAAUCCCCCUUAACUUCCUCUGUUGGCUCAAUAAAGAAGCUUCAACUCUUCAAGAAAACAAUCCUCCCAAGCAUCAAUGACACUUCAUUUGCAGCCAAUUUUGCGAAAAAAUUCCGUAGUUUAGCCACGGCUCAAUUCCCAGCUAAUGUCCCACAAACCGUAGAUAAGCGGUUCUUCUUUACGAUCGGUUUAGGGACGACCCCGUGCCCAAAGAACCAGAUCUGUCAAGGCCCAACUAAUAGGACCAAAUUUGCAGCUUCAGUGAAUAAUGUCUCAUUUGUACUUCCAACCACAGCUCUACUUCAAGCCCAUUUCUUUGGACAAUCAAAGAGUGUCUAUACAACAGAUUUUCCAACCACAAGUCCUGUUCCCUUCAAUUACACAGGCACUCCACCAAACAAUACAUUGGUGAAUAAUGGCACUAAGUUGGUGGUGUUACCUUUCAACACUAGGGUGGAGCUAAUAAUGCAAGACACUAGUAUCCUUGGUGCAGAAAGCCACCCUCUUCACCUCCAUGGCUUCAACUUCUUUGUGGUAGGGCAAGGGUUUGGUAACUUUGAUCCAAACAAAGAUCCAACCAAUUUCAAUCUUGUUGAUCCUGUUGAGAGAAACACUAUAGGUAUACCUUCUGGUGGUUGGGUUGCCAUUCGCUUCCUUGCAGAUAAUCCAGGUGUUUGGUUUAUGCACUGUCAUUUGGAGGUUCACACCAGCUGGGGCUUGAGGAUGGCUUGGAUUGUUUUGGAUGGCAAGCUCCCUAAUCAGAAACUGCCUCCCCCGCCGUCUGAUCUUCCCAAGUGUUAACUUUCAGAGCUAUAUACGUAGGAGCAUAUCUUGUUGUCGCACUGUAUCACUCUUUCU
Molecule: messenger RNA, 1822 nt
Organism: Telopea speciosissima
Lineage: Eukaryota; Viridiplantae; Streptophyta; Magnoliopsida; Proteales; Proteaceae
Product: laccase-17-like
Exons: 6
Coding region: 5-1765 (586 amino acids)
Biological process (GO): lignin catabolic process
Cellular component (GO): apoplast
Molecular function (GO): hydroquinone:oxygen oxidoreductase activity; copper ion binding
Source: RefSeq, a predicted model, not a curated record